CAUUUUGUCAGCAAACGUGCAAUAAUGAUAGUUUAAAAAUAACAAAUACAUACAGAGAAAAUAUUUACAAUGCUUUAUAUUAUUUGAAAAUUAAUCUUCCAAAAACUUUUGUAAACUUAAUUAUGAGUUUAGAUGUUGUAGGAAUGACUAAUUUUGUUGGUAAACCAUUACUUUGUUCAGUUAUUAAUCCCUUUGAAUGUCCUUGUAUGUUUGGUAUGAAAAAUCGAAACCGACUUCAUAUUUAUCACAAAUUCAUUAAUGAGUUUCGUAAUAUUGAAAAAGAAGUAGUUCAAAAUCAGACAUUAAAUCAAGAUGAUGACUUUACAGUAGUAUUGCAACCGUUCACUGAAGACCUAAUUUGGCCAGUACUAAAAAAUGGUAACACCGAUAUGUCAUUGUUAUCAGCAGAUUGUUUUCACUUAAGUCAAAAAGGUUACGCAAGAGGUAUUUUUAAAUUUCAUUACAGUAAUAUAAAUUUAGUAGUAAAUAUAAAAAUAAAUUCUUAAUAGGAAAUUACAAAA
This is a messenger RNA of Daktulosphaira vitifoliae (grape phylloxera), 521 nucleotides long. RefSeq names its product phospholipase B1, membrane-associated-like. The transcript is spliced from 3 exons. The record is from RefSeq and is a predicted model, not a curated record. The coding region runs from base 123 to 506 and encodes 127 amino acids. Gene Ontology annotation, biological process: phospholipid metabolic process. Gene Ontology annotation, molecular function: glycerophospholipase activity. Lineage: Eukaryota; Metazoa; Arthropoda; Insecta; Hemiptera; Phylloxeridae.